AACACAGUAAGUUCUUCAAGCGCUGCCCGGUAAUGUUACUCGAAAUAGCCUGCAAUGCGACUGGUUGGAGCAGAGAGUUACUCCUUCCAGGUGCGUGCCUGUAUAAAAACCUCUGGAGCGUGCAUCCCCCCCGCGGGAACCUCCAGCGCCCUCCAUCACAGCAGGUUCUGAAGAAACCAAAUGUGAUUUUCUCGUUUGCCAUGAUCUCUGCACAGCAGCCGCCGUUCCCCAACAAUAUUCAGAGAGUCAUGGACUGCCCAGCUGAGGAAGAAGAAGAAACCUGUGAAGAGCAGUUUGAGUCUGAAAACUGCACCUGCAGCUCCACGUGUGCAUCCUCAACAGCAGAACCCAACUCAGAUUUACCAGUAACCCUUAAAAUACUACAGAACUGGGUUCCUAGAGUUUCCCACUACUUUGACAAAGAGCACUACACGUACGUGGGCCACCAGAUCGUCAUUCAGGAGUCCAUAGAACACUUUGGAGCCGUGGUGUGGCCAGGGGCACUGGCUUUAUCUCAAUAUCUGGAAACAAAUCAAGAACAAUUCAACCUCAAAGACAAAAAAGUUUUGGAAAUUGGUGCUGGAACAGGCUUGCUUUCCAUUGUGGCCUGUCUCUUAGGAGCUUAUGUCACAGCUACUGAUUUGCCUGAAGUUCUUGAAAAUCUCUCAUAUAAUAUUUCAAGAAAUACACAAAACAUGAAUAUGCACAAACCUGAAGUGAGAAAACUGGUAUGGGGAGAAGGCCUCAACGAAGACUUUCCUGUAUCAACUCACCAUUAUGAUUUCAUCCUGGCAAGUGAUGUUGUGUACCACCAUACAGCUCUGGACUCCCUGCUAGCAACUAUGGUGUAUUUUUGUAAGCCAGGAACAGUAUUACUAUGGGCAAAUAAAUUCAGAUUCAGUACAGACUAUGAAUUUUUGGAAAAACUUUGCAAUAUAUUUAACACAACCAUUUUAGCAGAAUUUCCAGAAUCAAAUGUCAAGCUGCUUAAAGCCACAGUAAGAGAGAAUUAAAGAGGAAAUUGUUACUAAUUUUGAUUUAAUGGGAGCACCCUGCAGUUUGGAAUGUUCUGAAGCAUUACGGUGCACCUUCUGUGCAUUUAUGUUUGUAAAGUUGCAGUUGUAUCUGAAUUUUGCAUUACAAGAUAUGACAAAGCGUAUAGCAAUUUGUCUUUGGUUGAUACAUACGACCUGUUCAAACAGACCAAUUUCACUCCACUGAAGGAACAAUGUUAGUAGCAACAGUCAGUAAAAAGGCUUUAACAAAGCACUGAUA
Columba livia (rock pigeon) is the source of this 1275-nucleotide messenger RNA. RefSeq names its product methyltransferase 21C, AARS1 lysine (gene METTL21C). Bases 33 to 1013 code for a protein of 326 amino acids. Gene Ontology annotation, molecular function: protein-lysine N-methyltransferase activity. The record is from RefSeq and is a predicted model, not a curated record. Gene Ontology annotation, biological process: peptidyl-lysine methylation. Gene Ontology annotation, cellular component: cytoplasm; cytosol. Lineage: Eukaryota; Metazoa; Chordata; Aves; Columbiformes; Columbidae. The transcript has 6 exons.